Messenger RNA from Homarus americanus (American lobster), 12360 nucleotides. It is a transcript of the gene jbug, whose product is annotated as filamin-A-like. The coding region runs from base 450 to 11192 and encodes 3580 amino acids. Lineage: Eukaryota; Metazoa; Arthropoda; Malacostraca; Decapoda; Nephropidae. Gene Ontology annotation, biological process: actin cytoskeleton organization. Gene Ontology annotation, molecular function: actin filament binding. The transcript has 48 exons. The record is from RefSeq and is a predicted model, not a curated record.
AGUACGAGGCGGGUGAGCCCACAGGGAAGGUCGGGGAGGCGCGCUCUCCACAUACCUCUAUAAUCCUACCCAAAUAAUAGAACGGUGGGUUGACAUACUCCCACCAUCUAGAAGUGACACACAGAAAUGCAAUGGGGAGUAACGAUAUUAUCAAAUAAUUAACCUAGUCACUACAUUAACCGGCACAGUCCAUGGAUUAUAGGAGUGAAUGUAUUAAAGGAUAAAUAGGAUUCUGGGGGUGUGGCAACCAAAGUGCUCAAGGGAAGAAACUGUUACUCGAACAUGAAUUGCGAUAAAAGUAUUGUGCAAGAAGAAAUGGAAGACAUUCAACAAACUUGAGUGUUGUGUUGUGCAACGUGUAAAUACACCCAAACCACAGCAAGUGGUUAAGGCAGCGACCAAGUGACCAGAGUUGACGUAGUGUAGCCACCAACAAGUCGUUCAUCAAGAUGUCCGACAACAUGGAUGACGAGGAGCAGUUUAGGAUGAGCCACGCGGGGCUGCUGGCCAGGAGUGCCGAGGGACAUGCCGCCAAGGGCAUGAGGAUAAAAGACCAAGAGGACAUGUGGGUCGAGAUCCAGCAUCACACCUUCAGGAACUGGGUGAACGUGCAGCUGAGAGACACGGGCAUCAGGGUGGAGGACCUGUCCGAGGACCUGCACGACGGCCUGGCCCUCGUCACCCUGGUGGAGGUGCUACAGAAACGACGCCUCCGGAAGGUGAAGCGGGUGUUGAACCAGCACCAGGCGCUCGAGAACGUGACCACCGCCCUCAACGCCAUAGCAGACGAUGGCAUCAAGCUCGUCAAUAUCGGCAAUGUAGACAUCGUGAAAGGGAACUUAAAGCUGAUCCUGGGUCUCAUCUGGUCACUCAUCAUGCACUACCAGAUCGGCCAGUCCAAGUUCCCGCCCAAGAAACUCAUGCUGGCCUGGCUCAAGGCGGUGCUACCAGACUGUCGCAUUCACAACUUCACUUCAGACUGGAACAGCGGGGUGUACCUGAGCGCCCUCCUCGACUACUGUAAACCCGGCCUCUUCACCGACUGGAAGACGCUCAACCCCCGCAAAUCGGUGGAUAACUGCAAGAACGCCAUGGAGAUCGCCAAGGCAGAGUUCAACAUCCCUAUGGUGCUGGACCCGGAGAUCCUGGCCUCACCCUACCUCGACGACCUCUCCGGCAUGACCUACCUCUCUUACUUCAUGAAGGAGGGCGGCCCAGGUUAUAAGGCCACCCUUCAGUGGGUUCAACGUCAAUUACCCGACAGGAAUAUUAAGAAUUUUACGACCAACUGGAACGACGGCAUCAACCUCUCGUCGCUGGUGAAGCAACUGGGCGGACCUGUGCCCGGCUACAAGAAGUUUUCCCCUGAGCCCAAGAACUGGGAGUCCAAUAUCCAGAUAGCUAUCGACGGCGGGAGAAAACUUGGGGUGGAGCCGGUGUUGGCGGCGUCAGACAUGGCACGACCAGAUGUGGAGUACCUGGCUAACAUGGGCUACAUCGCUUACUACCAGUGGAUCCGCCCGAGGGACUGUCCCUCAGACACGAUCGCCGUCAAGUGUGACCUCGACAACGUCAGAGUCAACAACCCGGUGCCUUUCAAGAUAGAGUUCCUGACGAAGGAAGUGGUGCUGAGCGAGAUCGAGGUGCUGGUGAACGGCCCAUCUGGUCCCAUCAGAGUGGACUUAGACCUCUCCCCCAGAGGUGGCAGGGGAGCCUUCAUCCCAGAAGAAGUUGGCAUCUAUGAGUUGACUGUGAUCAACGAAGGAGAGGUGGUAGAAGGUUGUCCUGUGAAGGUGCGGGCGCUACCAGACGUGUCCAAGAUCAUGUUCUCUGGUAUUGACCCCUGCGCCCUCGGCUCCAUCGUUGAGGUCCUGAUCAACAGUAAUGGUGCUGGUGGUGGAGACAUCGAAGUGACAGCUUACUCUCCAACCAACCGCCCUCUGGCAUGCCCUGUCAAGGUGGAGGACGGGGUGUAUGCUGCCACCUUCCAACCAGAUGAGGCUGGUCAGUGGUCCAUCGCUGUCUGCUAUGACGAUGAGCACAUACAGGGUUCUCCCUUCACCUGCCAUGUGUAUGACCCACACGGACUUAAGUUAUACAACCUGGAUGAUGGUCCAGGAUCUAGCCCAGGGAAGCCCUUCACCUUUGUGGUAGAUGCCACCAAGUGUGGAUGGGGGGACGCAAAGGUGGAUGUAACCCAGGGUGGUCGCUCACUGCAGGCCAAGACACUGGAAGUGGAUCUCGGCAUCUAUGAGGUGACCUUCACUCCCACUGAGGCUGCCAAACACAAGAUCUAUGCCUACUUCAAUGGUCAUGAAGUAAAAGGUUCACCAUUCUCCUUGUACUUGGGCAUUGAGAAGCCACCUGAGAGGAAGGAUUCAAAGUCAAAAAAGAAGAAGUCAUCCAACAGAGAGAAUAAAGACCCAAAGAGCUCGAAGGAAAUUGUAAAGGAGUAUUCAGGAUCAGCUCUUGUCAACUCCCCAAGGCUUAGCUCAUCAAACAGCCCUGACUCAACCUACAAGUCAACGCUCACUAAGACUUAUGAUUCAACACACAAGAGCUAUGAUGCAACACACAAGAGCUAUGAUUCAACACACAACAAGAGCCAUGAUUCAACACACAAGAGCUAUGAUUCAACACACAACAAGAGCCUUGAUUCAGCACACAAUAAGAGCCUUGAUUCAACACACAAUAAGAGCCAUGAUUCAACACACAAUAAGAGCUAUGAUUCAACACACAACAAGAGCUAUGAUUCAACACACAACAAGAGCUAUGACUCCUUGAACAAGAGAUACGAUUCACCAGUCAAUAAGAGUUAUGAUUUACCAGUCAAAAAGAGCUACGAUUUACCAGUCAAUAAGAGUUACGAUUCACCAGUCAAUAAGAGUUAUGAUUCACCAGUCAAUAAGAGUUAUGAUUUACCAGUCAAAAAGAGCUACGAUUUACCAGUCAAUAAGAGUUACGAUUCACCAGUCAAUAAGAGUUAUGAUUCACCAGUCAAUAAGAGUUACGAUUCAACAGUAAAUAAGAGUUACGAUUCAUCCAUCAACAAAAGCUAUGAGUCAGUUCACAACAAGAUCUAUGAUUCAUCUCUCAAUAGGUCUCAUGACACCAGCCACAAUAAGAAUUAUGAAACAGUGUUGCAUAAUACCUAUGAUGUUCCUGUAGUGAAGUAUGAUUCUACUCCAAGUAAAAUGUUUGAUUCGUCGGUGACAAAAAGCAGUAGCAACACUUAUGACUCCAUCAACAACAAGUAUGUUAACUUUGAGUCCUCCUCUGUCGUCAAUAGGAGCACUGUGUAUGACUCAAGUUCCAAGAAACUCAGUAGUGCCUACGAAUCAAGUCCACCAAAGAUCUCCUAUGACUCGGCUCCAAAGAAGAUUAGUACUUAUGACUCGAGUCCCCCAAGUCCCUCAAAACUAGACUCAAGUUUCAACAGAAGUCCACCAAGUCUCAAUUCCAGCUAUAAUAGAAGCAGUGCCCUUGAUUCCAGCUUUAACUCCACCUUCAAUACCUCCACCUCAACAGUUAUAAAUACAGGGAUCACCACCAACAAGUCCUCCUCGGUGUUCACCAAAUCCUCCAGUCCUGCCAGACUCCACUCUCCUGGUCCCCGCAAGUCUGCCUCCCCUUCACCACCCCCACCCAGGGCACUCCGAGCCACCAGCCCACUAGAACUGCCCCGUGCUUCACCAAUUCGCUCUAUCAGCCCACCAGUGGCACCGCCAGAUAACCUGAAAGGACUUUCCUCCCCUGCCAAGGUUCUUCAGAUUGCCCAAAAUGCUGCUAAGAAUUCUGAAGCGAGACGGCUAAGGAACCUUCAAGGCUCCUCCAAGCUCAGAACGAGGACCUUGAUCGUCAACAAAGACGAUGCCUCAGAUCCGGGUGGGUCGGUUGAGGAGCUGCCCCCUAAUCCCCGCCUCUCCUCUGAGCAAAGAUCAGCUUUACUCUCGAGUGAUGAGCGCUUCACCACCUCCACCAACAUCAACACCGCCUCCAAUGUUGCCUCCACAUCCUCCUCCACCUCAGUCACCAACACCACCAUCAGGAGGAUGGAAGAGAAGAUGACCACAUUAGGAGAGAGGCGUGUAACCUCGAGUGUGCCUCUGGGGUUACCGCCCGAUGGGAGGAGAGGCACCAGGGGAGACCAUGCCCCCACCUCAGGUCUUGAUCACACUCUCAAUGUCAGAAGAGACCACGCCCAAAUCGGGGAAGACCACGCCCACACCGCUACCCUCGACCAUACCCUUAAUGUCAAAAGAGACCACAUUGGAGAAGAUAACACCUAUAGUACUGGGAGAGACCAUGUUGUUAAUGUCAAAAGAGACCACAUUGGAGAAGACCACACCCACACUGGGAGGGAUAGUAUUAUGAAUGUUAGAAGAAACCACACUCAUAUUGGGGAAGACCACACCCACUCUGGGAGAGACCAUAUUGUUAAUGUCAGGAGAGACCACACCGAGGAAGAUCACACCAUCAGUGUCAGAAGAGAUCGUGCCUUUUCUGGAGAGGACCUCAUCCACACUGGGAGAGAGGACUACACCCACACUGGGAAAGAGCACACACCCAACAUCAGGAGAGAGAGAGAACAUGCCCACAUUGGUGAUGAUCACACCCACACUGGGAAAGAGCACACUCUCAACAUCAGGAGAGAGAGAGAACAUGCCCACAUUGGUGAUGAUCACACCCACACUGGGAAAGAGCACACUCUCAACAUCAGGAGAGAGAGAGAACAUGCCCACAUUGGUGAUGAUCACACCCACACUGGGAAAGAGCACACUCUCAACAUCAGGAGAGAGAGAGAACAUGCCCACAUUGGUGAUGAUCACACCCACACUGGGAAAGAGCACACUCUCAACAUCAGGAGAGAGAGAGAACAUGCCCACAUUGGUGAUGAUCACACCCACACUGGGAAAGUGCACACUCUCAACAUCAGAAGAGAGAGAGAACAUGCCCACAUUGGUGAUGAUCACACCCACAAUGGGAGAGACUAUGCCAUCAGUGUCAGAAGAGACCACACCCACUCUGAAGAAGACCAUCCCCACACUGGGAAAGACUACACCGUUAAUGUUGGAAGAGAUCGCACCCACUCUGGAGAAGACCACUCCCAUACUGGCAAAGAUCACAUGGAGUCCACCACUUACCUGAGCUCGAGCACCACUUCUGUUGAUGUUGUGGACGCUGUAAGUCACCGGCUUCAGGCCACCUCAACCCACCAUACUAUCGACCCCUCCAGAGUGUCUGUCAGUGGGCCUGGUGUCAGACUGGUUUCUGUUAGCUCUCAGGCAGAGUUCACUGUCAGCACGCCUCAGCCACUACGUCAGGAGGAAGUGAAUGUCAGGAUCACAGGUCCAGGGAAGCGGUCAGUGCCAGUUGGAACUCAGACCACUGCUGGUGGGGAGGUGAUGGCAGCUUUCACACCCCUGGAUGUGGGAGAGUACAUUGUGGACGUCCGUGUUGGUGACAGCAGAGUCCCUGGGAGUCCCUUCAGGUGUUAUGUGUACAACUCGCAGGAGAUCCGUGUGGGUACCAUCCCAAAUGGCAUCGUUGGUAGACCCGUUGAGUUUGAAAUCGAUGGGUCCUCAGCGGGCUCAGGCAACCUUGAGAUCUUGGUAAACGGAGGGCACGUGACGUCUUACGUGAGGAACCUGGGUCAGCAGAGGUUCCUGGCAUCCUUUGUGCCACACUCCGCCAUCCGUCAUGCUGUUGAGAUGCGCUUCAAUGGGGAGAAGGUCCCGGGUUCGCCGUGGAGUGUGGAGGUGAUGGAGGGUAGCGGGGCCCGCGUGGCGGUGCUCGGGGACACCAUUAAACACUUCCCUGCUGGACAACUCUCGGCCUUCGACAUCUCCGCCGCCAGCGUGUCCAAGGAGGACAUCCAGGUCCAUAUAGUCAGUCCAGCCAAGCGACCAGUGUCAUACCAGUUGACUGAGAGCGGCGAGAAUGUGUACCGUGUGGCGUUCGUGACGACGGAGGUGGGGUCAUAUGUGGUGGACGUGGCGGUGGCCGGCCAGAAGGUACAGGGGUCGCCAUUUAUUGCCAAGGCGUACGAUGCGGGACUCAUCAGAGUAUCUGAUGUGCCCAAUGGCGUAGUGGGUCAGCCAUGUCAGUUUAGAGUGGACGCUUCGCAGGCAGGCGAGGGUCAACUGGAGAUCAGUAUCAACGACGGGGAGGUGCCCAACCAUGUGCAGGUGCUGGGUGGCGGACGGUGCCUCGUCUCCUUCACCCCAGACACCGCCAAGGUCCACACCAUUGACAUUAAGUUCAAUGGAGAGACGGUUCGUGGGUGUCCAUUUGUGUGUCGGGUGGCGGACACCUCUCGGGUGAGUCUCACACUUCGUCACCUCGAGCUCAUUCCUGUGGGCCAACCAGCAGCAUUUAACAUCUCUGUAGAUGGAGGCGGCUCUGCUGAACUCACCGUCACCGUUAGGACACCCAGCCACACCACUCUGCCUGUGAGGGUGUCCGGCAGUGUACGGGCGGGCUUUAUAGCAGAAUUCAAGCCAGUGGAGGUGGGUGCCCACACCAUCAUCGUCAACUACAAUGAAUCGGCUGUCUCAGGAACUCCCUUCACAUGCAAAGUUUAUGAUGCCUCCAAGGUGGGCGUGUCACAUCUGCCAAGAGGUGCCAUUGGCAAGAGCCUUCAGUUUGUGGUGGACGCAUCAGAGGCUGGUGAGGGCAAUCUGGAGAUCAGCAUCAGUGCGGCAGGCAGGAACAUCCCCACCCAGGUUCACCCUCAAGGCUCUGCAAGGUUUGCUGUGUCUUUUGUACCACUGGAAGCCAUCGACCACUCCAUUAAUAUCUCCUUCAACAAGGAGCCAGUUCAAGGCUCUCCAUUUGUGGCUAAGGUUCAGGCUGACCCCAACCGAAUUGUUGUCAGUGGACAGUCCUUAGCAGCCACAGCAGUAGGAAAGACAUCUUUCUUUACCAUCUCCAAUGUCACUGGCUCUGUGGAAGAUGUUGAGGUGUCUGUCGAAGGCCCCAAUGGACUUCCGGUGGCGGCGCAAGUCCGUGACAACGGGGACCACACCUUCAGAGUGGAAUUUGCCCCUCGAAGUGCUGGUGAGCACAGGAUCCAUGUGGCAUACAGCGGUGAGGCCAUCCCGGACUCCCCCUUCAGCUGUAAGGUGUAUGACGUAUCAGCCAUCAAGGUGCGGCCUGUAGACCGUGGCAUGGUUGCCAAACCUGUCACCUUUCUCGUGGAAACAAACAAUGCAGGUCCCGGGAAUCUGGAAGUGACUGUCAACAAUGGUCAGGUGCCCACCAGCGCCCAGGCACAGGGAAACCAUGUGUAUGCCAUUUCCUUCACACCUAAAGAAGCCAAGCCUCAUGUGGUGGAGCUAAAGUUCAAUGGUGAGAAUGUGCCUGGGUCGCCAUUCUCAUGUGAGGUUGUGGAUGUGUCACGGGUGACAGUGGCCGGGGCAGGUCUGGAGAAGGUGCCAGUAGACCAACCUGCGACCUUCACUGUUGACUCUCAGGCAAGUGUGGAUCAGCUUGAGGUAAAGGUGUUGUCACCCUCUCGUCUCAGCCUAGAACCACACGUCUCCACCAACGAUGAGGGAAAACUACUGGUCGAGUACACCCCCACAGAAGUAGGUGAUCACAGUGUGGAAGUGCGGGUGGCAGGGAUGCUGGUGCCGGGGUCACCCUUCCUGGUCAAAGCUUACGACGCCACCAAAGUCAGGGUCACAGAGGUUGCUACUGGCAUCGUUGCCAAGCCUGUUUACUUCUCUAUCGACGCAUCACAGGCAGGUGCUGGCAAUCUGGAGAUCAUUGUGUCGGUGAAUGGCCGCAAUGUGCCCAACUAUGUGCAGUCGGAAGGUCAUGCCAGGUUCCGAGUCAACUUCAAGCCCAAGGAAGCUGCCGUCCACACACUCUCAGUCAAAUUUAAUGGCUUACCUGUACCUGGGUCGCCCUUCAAGUGUCGUGUGAGUGACAGCAGUCAGGUGGUGAUCUCUGGCGCAGGACUGAAAAUGUCUUCUCUUGCGCGACCCGCAGUCAUUACUGUCGACCCCCGCAGUGCAGAUGUUACCGACUGUGUUGUCCAGGUGACCUCACCGUCAGGAGCCCACGUGCCAAUCAAGUUGUCAGGUGAGCUGCCAAACAAGGUAACAGCAGAGUUCCAACCCCUAGAGGUGGGCCCCCAUACAAUCAACGUCAUCAUGGAUGGUGAGAGUGUCGGUGGCUCACCUUUCACCUGCAACAUUUAUGAUGUCACCAAGGUGCAGGUGACUGGCCUUGAUCACACUAAGGUGAAUCGACCCGUGACGUUUACGGUGGAUGCAUCACAGGCUGGAGAGGGGACAUUGGAGCUCGUUGUGACCACUGCUAAGGCAUCUGUCAGGGCAGAAGUUGCUGCUCGAUCUCGUGGGCUCUACGACGUCACUUUCACGCCUCAUGAACCCAUCCCACACUUCGUCAACAUCACCUUCAACGAAGAGGAUGUACUUGGGUCACCGUUCAAGUGUGAUGUCCGGGAGUUGGAGCCUCGUGAGGUACGUCACCUGCAGCGUAAGGAGAGUCAGAUGGUAACAGCAAAGGGAGACGGCCUUAAGCAGGUGGUGACUGGCAGUACAGCAUCUUUCACAGUUGACACCAAGGGCCUUGAUGGUGAGCUUGACAUUCGUGUCACUGGGCCUGAUGGUGGACAGGUCCCAGCCAGGCUAGUCAAACUACGCAGUGGAUUACAUCGUGCUGAAUAUCGGGCCGAGCAGGUUGGAUCAUACAGUGUGGCAGUGCUACACCAGGGAGCUCCCAUCAGUGGCACACCCUACACUGUGGAGGCCGCUGAUCCUCGCAAGGUCAACCUUCAGCCUUCAGGAGAUUGCUUUUCCUCCCAAGAGUGUGCUCUCAAGGUGGAUGCUUCAGGUGCUGGGCGUGGGACAUUGUCAGUGGGUGUACGAGCGGCAGGUCAGGAUGUGAAGCACUCCAUCAGGGACCUAGGUGGUGGACUUUACAAGGUGCUUUUCUACCCGAGGGCUCCCAUACCUCAUAAGGUGGAUAUCCGUUACAAUGGAGUUCCUGUGCAAGGUGGGCCAUUUGAAGUAUCUGUACUUAACCCUGCCACUGGCCAUGCAGUGACAGCCACUGGCAUUGGCUUACAUCAAUCACGAGUUAAUAAACCCACAUCCUUUGUCAUUGAGACCUUGGGUCAGCCUUCAAAGGAGUUUGAUGUGUUGAUUACUGGUCCUCAAGACUGGGCUGUUCCGGUUAAAUGUUACCAACAGAAGGAUGGAAAUUUGCUGGCGGAAUACACUCCACAUAUCCCUGGAACCUACAAAAUAGAAGUACUAUGCUCAACAAAACAUGUCAAAGGCUCGCCAUUCCAGUGCACAGCUUACGAUGCCUCAAAGGUUGUAUUGGAUCACAGCAAAUUAGUAACCGCUGUUGGUGAACCUUGUUUGUUCAAAUUGGACAAGUCUGAGGCAGGCAUUGCAGACCUGGAAGUGCAAAUUGUAACACCCUCAGGAAUGUUGACCCCAUUAGAGGUGAAGAGUGGGCCAGCAGGGGAAGCUGUGGAGUGGAUCCCUGAUGCCCCAGGACAGUACAGAGUCACUUUCCUCUAUGGGGGUGAAGAGGUACCAGGGUCGCCACUGACUGUAGAGGUUGGUGAGUCGGGUCUGGCAAGUGUUAAGGGGUCAGGCCUGGAAGGUGGAGCUGUGGACACUCCGCUUACCUUCACUAUAGACGGUCGUGGCCUCCUAGGGGAGCCACAUGUCACUGUUGAUGGCCCAGACAGUGUCGCUCGUGUCAAUGUUCGCAAACAAGAUGAAGGCCUUUACCAGGUAACCUAUGUUCCUCACGAAGUGGGCAUUUUUGAUGUCCGUGUCCAGUGGAACAAGCGAGAUGUUGCUGGCAGUCCAUUCCAUCCUAAGAUUGUGGACCCAGCUCGUGUGAGGCUUAUUGGUGGCUGGUCUAGUCUACAAGACGGUGAGGGUCGUCUGGAAUUGAUACCUCGUGAAGAGAAGCGGCUGGCCUUUGACGUGAGUGAGGCUGGACCUGGACGACUCCGAGGUGAGGUAACCCACGAAGAUCAACUAAUAGAAUUAGGCAUGGAUCAGAAUGGUUCACGGGCACGCCUACUCUUCACACCACCAGAAGAAGGUUCAUAUGAACUCCGCCUGUGGUAUGCAGAUAUACCACUGCCAGACAUGCCUGUACAUGGUUGGGCUGAGCCUAUAUCUACAGGUGACCACACAAGAGUUACUCUUCGUGGCCAUGGUCUCACUACUGCUCGCUGUGGUGACCAAUCAGAUUUUGUCAUUGAUGGCUCAGCAGCUGGCCCAGGAGCACCUGAUGUGACCAUGACUGGCACUAAAACCGAUAUAUCUGUUUCAUUGACACACCAAGAGGGUGGUCUCUGGCAAGCAGUCUACACACCCAUGGUGCCUGGUGCUUACCUGCUUAAUGUGAUGUGGUCAGAUCGCCAGGUGCGUGGUUGCCCUCUCAAGAUCAAUGUGGAAAGUGUGGCAGAUGCCUCACGGGUAGUGUGCUCGGGUGAGGGCCUAAGGCAUGGGAUGGUUGGCCACGAAAUUAAGUCUUUCAUCGACACUCGACGAGCAGGGCCUGGUGAAUUGACAGUUACCUGCACAGGACCCCAAAAGGUGGCAUUAUGUGACCUUGAAGAUCAUGGUGAUGGUACUUUCACUCUCAACAUCAGACCACAGGAACCUGGGCGACACGCACUGAAUGUGAAAUAUGAGGGUGAGCAUGUACCAGGGUCGCCCUACACCCUCAAGGUUGCAGGUGCCCCCGAUCCCUCCAAGGUACGUGUUUAUGGUCCCGGUAUUGAACAUGGAGUGUUAGCUGCCUAUCAGAGCCGCUUCAUCUGUGACACACGUGGUGCGGGUGCAGGACAGCUCACUGUUAGAAUCAGAGGACCCAAAGGUGCCUUCCGUGUGGAAAUGCAGAGGGAGUCUCAGAAGGACCGGACUAUCUUGUGUAAGUAUGACCCAACGGAGCCUGGGGACUACCGCAUGGAGGUUAAAUGGUCUGGUGAGCACGUACCCGGCAGUCCCUUCAUCGUCAUGAUUUUUGACACUCAGGACGAACUCAACAAAUACAUGGCGGGUGGAUAUUCUCCGUCUGGGCCUGGUGGAGCUCCUAGUGACUACUAUGGUAGUAUUGGUUAUGGCACUUAUGGAGCAGUCAGCUUUGGACAAAUGUCAUGGCGUGGCUCUCAAGCACAACUGUGAGGGGGGCCAGGGUCCCCACCGAGCGUCGCCCCUCCCCCUAAUGCCCCAUCCAAUAAUGGCCUCAGUCCUGGCUCCUCGCCCUCACCCCCCCGUGCCACGCUGGUCACCAAUGGCAGAGUGCUCACAACCCCUCGACAGGUGAAGGCUCUGGCUAAUACCCGUCGCAGGAAAAAACACCCACCCCUUGACCCAGUUGGUCAUAGCUCCAUGCCACGACCACCUCCUUCUAUUUCUCAAAGACCAUUGCCUGUGUAUAUGUCAACAUGGGUUUGGUCCCCACACCACAAUCACUUUACAACCCUGCCAUCCCCAUCACAGAAAGGUCGUACGACCCCCCGACGUUCGAUGCCCAUGAACGACCCUGCAUACGCCGGCAUCAACCCGCACCAAUUCCGCCGGUAUCGUCUCCUCACCAGCAACUUGUAGGGUGGUGGACCCUGGUCCCUCCCAGCAGGGCUCUUGUACAUAUAGAGGUGUGAGCUUGCUCAGGUUCUCAAUGUGGACCUUAUUUUGGCUCAGUGUCCUUCAUCCACAGUUCUCAACCCAUUUCUCACAACAAGCUUCAUAAAAAUGACAAUACCUCUGCCUCCUUACACAUUGCACCCUCCCAUCAAUAAACCAUAUUUCAUCCCUUUCCUCUUACUCUUCAUUAUUGAAAUAAAUAUAUGAUUGAAAGUACAUAAAAUCAAUCACAUUUCAUACUCUCAUGUCAGCACCAACUUCAUGUUGAAGCAGUGAGCGAGGAUAGCAUGAGAGGCAACUACUGGGAUCAGGUGUGCGAGUGAAGCUCCUGCCUGCCGUCAUGAUGGGUGACGCCAGUCCAGGCCAGGCCAGGCCAGGCAUUUGCCUCGCCCCACCCUCUCACCAUGUGCCCCAAUAUCUGGUGCCAUCCCAGGAAUUUUUUACAUGAUCAUCACCCAUGCAUUUUACUCAUCUAAAAAUCAUUCUAAAGUGUAGUUGUUAUUGUUUCUAUUUUCCCUACUCUUAGUUAUUACAUAAGAAUAGAACACAUCACAGGUGUCAUAACAUCAUGGUGAUCCUUCCAUAGGUUAGGAAUAUACCUUAAGUCAUCAGAGAAUGUGAUGUUAUAUUAUUAAUAUAUUUAAUAGUGCUACUUAAUUUUUUUAACUAUUUGUAAAUGUUGAAUUAAUAAAGAAUACUAAUGACA